AUGGAUGUGCGCGGUCCAGUUAACCACACCACUUUACAAAAUGAUCGUCAUACUAUGAUGGAUGACGGUUCCUCUGUGCUAUUAAAAAGUGAUAUUACCCCUUCUCCUUGUUCUAUGGAUAAAUUAGAUAUUGCAUCUGCAAAAAGUCCUGAUUCAAUAUCAAGUCAAUGUUCUAAAAUGAGUUCAACUACCAAUCAAAGUAGUACUAAUACUAACAACAACAGCAAUAACAACAGUAGCAAUGUCUUUCGAACUGAUAAAUUAGCUACUGAGGAACGACCGGUGGAAAUAAAUACUGAAGAUAUGGAACCGGCUUUACGACGUAGUAAACGUGGUAAAGGAAGACCUAGUAAUGUUCAUAAUAACAACAACAGUAACAAUAAUAACAAUGAUGGCUCAUCAGACGAUCAUGUCCCUUCUUGUAUUGUCUCUGGCGUUGAAUAUCGUACAGGUGAUUUUGUCUAUUAUGAGGAACCUGAUUUCGAGUAUUUUACAAUUGGUUUAAUUGAAGAAAUUAAAGUCUCUCGACGUGAUAAAUUCUCAGUAUUUAUUAAGUGUUUCUAUCGUACACGUGAUAUACCCGAGAUAUCAAAACAAGCUCUUCCUGAUCGUGAUAAUUAUCCAGCGAAUUCAAAUGUGAAAUUUAUUAGAGAUAUAUUUGCUCGUGAACUGUUUGUUUCUGAAGUACAGGAAACUCUGCCAGCUAAACAACUACGUGGUGUAUGUAAAGUGAAUUAUUUGCCCGAUUUGAAAACAGCGCUUACAACAUUUUCACCAGAUGAAGAUGAUAGCUUUUUCUAUGUUUUUGCUUACAAUCCCGAGACGCGUCGUUUAUCGAAAAUUCGUGCAGAAAUACGCGUUGGUCAAGCAUAUCAAGCCGCCUUACCAGAAUUUCGUCAUCAUCCACCUGCUGCUUAUCGUUUUAACAAUAGAAAUCAUUGUGUAAAUCAUUCACGUAAGCGCAAACGUUGUACGCAUAAAUCAGCAGCAGAUCAAGAUACACAUUCACUCCCGCCACAUUAUGAUCAUCAUCAUCACGGCCAUCACCCUCGUAAGCAUAGACGUACCAAUAAUGCUUCACCGCAUCAAUUGACCACGGUUAACACAUUGCAUAAUCAUGAAUUACAGCCGUCAAAUAAUGCUGUGUCAGAUGCUCCCGAUGAGGGUGGCAUUGGUGGUGGUGAUGGUGGCGAUAUUUGUGGUACAGUUUCAAAGAUGUCCGAUGAUGAUACUGCUGAUGCUGAUGACAAUAAACCAUUAAUCAAUAAACCUAAAAUGGAUAUUCCUAAGUCUCCGAAAAAAUUAGACACCGACACCGACAAUGAUGAUCAUGUUGACGAUCAUAGUGAUAAUGACAUGCCAUGUAAAACAGAAGUGACUACUCUCAACGCACCUGUAGACAUGUCAGAAAGCAUUAAAAAUAUAUCAAAGAUGGAGUCUUCUUCAAUGAGUGAACCAUUGGCGUCAAAUUUACCACCAAAAUUAGAGAAUGCAAAUCAUUUUGAUGAUGAUGAUCGCAUGUCGGUCGAUCCGAUGAAUACUGACGACUUGGAUCAUCCUCCUCCUCCUUCUCAUCAGUCUCAUAAUCAUCGCCACUAUCACAAUCAUCAUCAUCGGCGCCAUCAAUGUCAUCCUGCUUGUAAUCAUAAAAAUCAUGUAUAUCCUGGAAGACAAUCUCAUCAUCGAAAACGAAAAAGAGGAGGAGGACAUCGAAGGUGUUGUCGUCGAAAGUCACAGAAAAGAGAGAUACUUGUUUGGAGUCCGUGUGGUUUAUCUUCUGCCCUGUCAGCUUCUUGUAAAGACUUCAAUUCAAUCAUUGCUACUGUCACUACUGUCAACGAUCAUCAGAACAAUCCACAUACUGGCGAAAAUGAUGAUAACAAUAAUAAUAGUAAUAAUAAUGCAAAUACUGUGCUAAAUAAUAUCAGUUCAGAUUUUAAUUCUAUGCUAUCAGAUGAACCGCUGAAAAACUACUUAGAUGCUGUUCGAUCAAUGGUAGCAUUUUUUGGUUUCGGUGGUGCUGAAGAUGAUUUAUCCUCAGCUGAAAAUGGUCUGGUGCUUGCUAAUCUUGCAGCGACUACUCAACACGCCUAUGAUACUCUGCAUAAAUGUAAAUAUUCAUUAAGAAAUGCUCUACAAGCGAUAUCGUGUAAUCCUAUUGUGGCUAAGGAUACGCCCAGGCAUUGGACAGCUGAACAAGUUCGACUGUUUGCGCAUGCGCUACGUAUUCAUGGGAAAGACUUUUUUACAAUACAAAGAAAUUUCUUUGGUGGAAAGACAUCAAGUAAUAAUAAUAACAACAACAAUAAUAACAAUAACUCUAACACUAACAAUAUCAAUAAUAACAAUAGUGCAACUAUUGCCAAUGGAGUUUUGAAUGCAAAUCAAACCGGAGGCACUGGUCGUAUGCGUGGUCGUGGUCGUCGUAAACUUGUCCCUGGUACUGCUUCAGCCUCAAAACUAUCCAGUAUGAAAUCAGACGAGACUGAAGGUAAUUCAACGACAGCCACAGUGACGUCAACAUCAGCCGGUGGUAAAUUAGAAGAGGUUAAGCCUGAGGAUCCUGAGUCAUUACACGAUAACGGGGAAUCAGCAGAGAACAAUGCUGCUACAACACAAAAAGGUUUCAAUGAUGGUAACGGCAAUACGUCAUCAGGACUACUUUCUACUACUACCACUACUACUACUACUACAAGUGAACCAGUGAAAACUGUCAAAGAAUUAAUCGCCUUCUAUUAUUAUUGGAAAAGAAAGGGGACCUCAUCGUCAUCUCUUGGCGGUGGACAUGGUGGAUUGAGUACAGCUGCUGCCAACUUCGCUACAGCUGUCGUUGCAGCUGCACUCAAUACUGAUAACACCCUACCGUCAUUAAGUGUCAACAGUAGUAGCACUGGUAGUGGUGUUCCGUCGUCGUCGUCAUCCUCAUCAGCUGCAGUUACAGCCUCUGAAGCAGGCAAUCAUUCCAAUGGUAAUAUAUUCUCUUCUUCUUCUUCUCAAACACACUUCAAUGCUUCAGCUGUUAAGAAACGCAAAGCUACAAAUCGUGGAUGUGUCCUGAAUUAUCAAAGUUUAACACAACAAACCGGUGAUGAUAAAUCCGAAUCUGUUGGUCCUAGUCAACCGGAAUCAGAAGUUGAAGAGAAUUUUGAGACAACGAAUGCUGGUACUGAUGACGCUGUUGACGUUCCAGUGAAUUCUGGUGAGAAAAAUGAAGAAGGUACAACGAUUUCAACCACAGCGACAACAGUGGAUGGGAACGCUGAUUCUGCGUCAACUGGCAGUCGACUUCGUAAACGUCUGUGUCGAAAUUGUAGUGCAGAACUGUCGUCGUCAGAAGAUAGCCCCCCACCACCUUUGUUAGGACAAUUACGAUUUCUUUGUCCUGGUUGUCGUAUCCACUUACAAAAAUAUGGUGAAUUAAAGUGUACAGUUGAAGAACAAGAAGAAAAUAUAAUCGAUGACGCCUUAUCUGAAGUUACGCAUCCAAUAACUAACGAUGAACAAUCAGGAAAGCCUGAUAUGUCAAGUGUUGUAAUAAAACAAAUGAAAUCUAAUUCUGUACCAAAUACACCAAAACCAUGCAAUCGAUUUUCUGAUAAAAAAAGGCACAAGAAACGUAUCCUUCGUCGAUUGAUGAAUUGUGAAGAAUCUCCUCAAAAGAAAGAGAAAUAUCGAUCAUGUUAUGAGUCAUCUACUACUACUAAUCUAUCAUCACCGAUAUCCUCGCCGUAUUCAUUACAAUCCAAUCAAGAUGAGUAUUAUUCAGCGUCAGAAUCAUCAUUAUCAUCCUCAUCAUCAUUUAAUGCAUCACAAUGUUGUGAAGAUUCUGAUUGUUACAUCGGAUCUGAUGAUGAUGACAAUGAUAAUGAAUCUACUGAUACUACAAUGACAAGUUCCAGUUGUAAUUCUCCUCUUACCCCUCCUCCUCCUCGUCCUCCUCGUUCUCCUGCGCCCGAUGAAUUAGAUGAAGUUACGACGAAACUAGAGAGCAGUGAUUAUUAUCCUUCUUCAAGGCAUCACAAGAAGAAAAAUCGCCUGUGCUGUCCAUCUGAAAGUAAACACCACGAUAAGUAUAUCUUGUCGAAAGUUUCACCACCGCCUAAACUCGAUGAAAAUGCAGAAAUGCCUAUUCCCACUGGGGAUAAUAUUGUUGGUGAUGUUAAAGAAAACAGAUAUGCUGCCACCGGUCUUCAAAAUAAAACGGGUCCUCCUCAUGCUCAUCAUUUGGAUAAUAAAAGCAUCCUCCCCACCACCUCGUGCUCCUCAUCGUCCACCACACCUUCAGAUAUUCAUUCUAUUUCUAAUUGUAUUGAUUCACAUGAUACAAAGGACAUAUAUCACAUGAAAUCAUCUACAGCGCUUCCUUUACAACAUAUUGACGACAAUCACCAUUAUCAUCAACAAUUGACCGAUGAGAGCGAUGUCAAAGACAUGCAUCAAGGUGAUGUUGAUGAUGAUGACGCGGGUAGUGUAGAAGAUGAAUUAGAAAUGGAAAAUUUAAUCAAUGCAACAAAUGAAUCCAAUCCGGCAUCUUGUUAUGUUGAUGCCUAUCGAUCGACAUGGUCACAUUUGGUACGGAUAUGGAAUAGGCAAGUAAAUUAUCCACAGAGUACUGACACUACCAAUUCGAAUGCUGACUCAUCGCUACAACUUCAAAAAAAUAUUGGUUCCUGUGCACGAACUGAUCUAAUCUAUUGUGGACGUGGUAUAGAUAUUCCGGUGAAUAAUCAUGAAUUUUGGAAUAUGCAGAGGCAUAAUUUAUAUGCAAAGUAUGUAGAUACAGCUAUUGGACCUGGUGUUAACACAUACUUAUCGUCGGUGUCAUCAACAUCAGCGUCAUCAUCACAUUUGCCAUCUUCGUCUUUGGCUACAGCAUCUGUUGCUUCUGCUGUUGGUGCCGGUUUUGCAGAUGGGGUUAUGGAUCAUAAAACUGUCUUUGGGAAUGAAAUCAUCAAAUCAGAGGCGGUGAUGAAUCUCCUCGCAUCAAAUGCAUAUUAUGCUGGAAAUACGUCAUUUGCGCAUACACCGUCAUCUUCAUCAUUAUCAUCAUCUGUUCAGGAUACAUCAUCUACUGCUCUUGAUCUGUGUGCUCGUAACUCGAAACGAUCCUCUAUCCAGUCGUCAUCAUCAUCGUAUGAUCAACCUGCAGUAAAAACAUGUAGAUCAUCAUAUCAUCAAAAUGAUCCUGGUAAUAUGAUCUAUCCACAUUCUAAUAAUAAUAAUAACAACAGCAUAUUAACACCAACAGGUCAAACUGGGAGUAUGCCUUCUAUGACGAUGACACCUAUCUCACAGAUUCCAUCAUUUCCAUUAUUACCGCCUCAAUUACAACAACAAAUACUCAUGCAACAACAACAGCAACAAAGUGGGUCAGGCAUUAAAUCGCCUAUCGGCAGUAGUAGUAGUAAUAAUAAUAAUAUACCCAGUCAACAACAAUUGCAAACAAUGUAUGAACAAGCUUUGUUAUUCGCCGCAGCUGCUGCUGGUCAUUAUCAACACAACAGUCCAUCACGUGAUGGUAUGAAGUUUUUCCCUCCAAACUUUGAAAUGAAUACCACUGCUGCUACUACUACUGGUAGUAAUAAUAGUAAUACUAAUAAUAAUCCUACAAAACAGAUGCCUGUUGUCUCUUCUCCAAAUCUACGCUUCAUCAAUCCGAAUAACAAUAAUAAUUGUAAUAAUAAUAGUAAUAGUGGUAGUAGUAUGAGUUCUUUAAUGUCAACAAGAAUUGCAGCAGCAACUGGAACAUUUUAUCCACCUAUUUCUUCUAUCUCAUCAUCAUCAUCGUCAGCUACUGGCACGUCGACAACUGCCUCUGACUCUGCUCCUUCACUAUUCCCUAUGCAUCAUAACAAUAACAGUAGUAAUAAUAAUAGUAACCAUAAUAAUAACAAUACCAGUACACAUGGUAUGAACCGAUCGAUGGUGAGUACACCGUUUAACUUUAGUCUAACAGAUUCACAAUGUCAGCCAAGCGGCGGCGGCAGUGGUGCUGGUGGUAAUCUUUCAGCUCAUAUGUCUAUGUCAGCUGGUGGUUCGUCUUCUUCGACGCCCUCAAUGCUUGGAUUGAAUCCUAGUAUAACUAGUGGUGGCGGAUAUAAUGGAUUGGGUUGUUCAUCAUCUAAUCCGUUUAUACCACCAGGAUCUCCGUUCUAUAGUCAUCCAGAACUUUUACAACGUCAGUUGGCUUUAAUGGGAUUACUGCCACCUACUUCACUCCCUUCUGACCGUAUGGCGUCUUUGUCUUCUGCUGCUGCUGCCGCUGCGUCAGUAGAACAGCGUGAAAUCGAUGCCUUCCAGCGAUUAAUGUCUGAACGUCUUGAAUAUUUACGAAAUGCUACUAAUAGCCAACAACAACAACAGCAGCAACAACAACGUACAAUGACACCUGUAGAACAAUUUCAGCUCUACCAACAACAGCAACUACAACAACAACAAGAGAUAUUAGCUGCUGCAUUUUCAGCUGAAAUGGCUGCACGACUUGAAGGUGGUAUUGGUGGUGGUGGUGGUAUCCCUCCAUCAUCGAUUUAUCCACAUCAAAAUUCUUCUUUACAGUUACAACCCCCACUACCACCACCAUCGCGACCUUUACCACCGGCAACACCAACAUCAAUGCUAAUCGGUAGUUGUUUAUCACAUUCUGAUGGAAAUAAUGGUGGUGCAAUGACAUCUGCAGUGAAUAGUAUUUCUACUCGACCGACUGCUUCUGUCCAGUUGUCACAUAAUCCACGUUAUCCACAAUCAUCAUCAGCAUCAAUUCAAUUCUCUUCGGGGCCAACUAAUCGUUUUCCUCAAAAUCAGCAUCAACAUCAUCAGGAUAUUCAUAAUCUUAGCAGGAAAACACCGCCGAUUGCACACCAUAACUCUUCUUCUUCUUCCCGUGACAUGUCUAUGAAUCUAAAUAAUUUAUCAUCGAUUAAUCCUGCUACACCAUUGUUAUCACCAUUCAAUGUUGGGCAUACACGUGCCUCACCGCAUAUGCCUUUCACUUCACCUAUUACUCAUGGUGGUAGUAGUAGUGGUGGUAGUAAUAGUGGACGGGCAGCAUCACGUAAUCCAACGAUCCAACCACCACAACCAUCAGCCUCAUCGUCGUCGUCGUCAAAUUUACAAGAACAAGUAUUCAAUGCAGCGAAAUUAGCUAUGAUGGCAGCUAAUAUUCAAUCUGAUCCAAAUAAAGCCUUACAAUUUGCAAAUAAAAAGAGUUCACUGCCACGAAGCAGUCUCCCGGCACAGCAGCAGCAACAACCACAACAGCAUCCUUCUGCAAUUCAAGAUAGCUUGUCACAAAGAAAUAUGAAUGCUCCAGCCUCUCAUGUUAGACUACGUUCUCCUGCGGGACAAUUCGCUGGUAGUAAUUCAGACUGUAACAUCAACAACAAUUCUACUACAUCUGGAAUGCCCAACUUUAUGAAUCAAGGUACACACAAAGAAAGACGACGUCAAAAUAGUCAUAUGUCAGCGAGUAUUCCCCAGUCAUCUGGACCAUCUCAGUCGUCGUCAUCGGCAUCGUCGAAUCGUUUACUCUCUCCUCUGCAUCAUUCUCAUUCAGAAUCUCGUUCACUUAGUAAUCGUACACCUACUCCAGCAACUAAUAAUCGUAUGCAUCAAUCAUCAUCAUCAUCACAGUUGUCCAACAAUCAAUCAUCUAAUAAUAAUGAUUCUCCAAUGUUUUCAGGCCCUACGAUACCUGGUAUACCACCAGGCCAGUUAGCACAAUUGGCACAACUAGCACAAAUGUCUGGACUUCCACCGGGAUUUUCAUUUCAGGAUCCAGCUGUUUUGAAUGCUUUCGCAUUGGCUGCAGCAGCAACAUCCUUAGUAGCUGGCGGUGGCAAUCAAUCAGACAACCUUCUGGAAAAUAAUCCUAUAAAUACAACAGAUCGAUAUCGAUCACCACUUUCCCAACAACAACAACGUUAUCCUACCACUAACACACAACAGCAGCAAUACAGUCAUCAUCAACAGCAGCAACAACAUCAACACCAGCAGCAGCAGCAACAACAACAAGCAGCAGUGGCAGCUGCUGCCGCGGCUAUGGCUAACGCAUUUGGUCUACCGGCUCAGUUUAAUUCACGUCUAUCCUCAUCACAACCAUAA
Trichobilharzia regenti is the source of this 8100-nucleotide messenger RNA. The record is from the annotation of a GenBank genome assembly. Lineage: Eukaryota; Metazoa; Platyhelminthes; Trematoda; Strigeidida; Schistosomatidae.